Messenger RNA from Penicillium olsonii, 891 nucleotides. Lineage: Eukaryota; Fungi; Ascomycota; Eurotiomycetes; Eurotiales; Aspergillaceae. The record is from the annotation of a GenBank genome assembly.
AUGGUGAACGUCAAACUAACAAAGCCAGUGUCUACACCCUCGUCUUCCUACUCAAACCGUAAACGGAAAGCCGAUGACGACUAUAAUGACCAUGACGGACGCAUGUCCGCUUCGCCCACCAACUCCCCAGCUUUUACACCUCGCCAACUCCCCAACAACUACCGCAACAUCAAACGCUCCCGGCCAAAUGUCUCUGGUCGACCACUAGCUCUGCCCCGUCUCUUGGAGACCCUCGACACCGAUGCCUUGCGGACCGUCGUGCGGACCAUGUGUGAGCGCCACCCUCAGCUGGUCGACGAGGUCGUCCACACAUCUCCACGCCCAAAUGUGUCUUCGACUCUCCAGGUCCUUCGCAACUACCAGGCUACUCUCCAGUCUUCCUUCCCGUUGGGUGGCAACACCGAAUCCGACUACGCCUACAACCGAGUUCGGCAGCCACUCACCAACCUCCUCGACGCUCUGAGUGACUUCACCCCGAACUUCCUUCCUCCCAACGAGACUCAAGCAUCCACUUCUUUGAGCUACCUGGACGGUGCGACCGAUAUCAUCCACGCUCUGCCUCGCUGGAGCACGCCGCAGAACAACAUCGAACGAGACGCCGCCUACGACGAGAUGUGCAAGGCAUGGAUCCUGGUGAUCCGCGAAGCGGCGAAGCGUGGCGGUGGUAUCCAGCUGCAAUAUGGAGGCUGGGACCAGAAAUUGGCCAAGCACAACCAAACCUCCGGUGGCAAGCUCCAGGGAGCCGUCAACGAACUCGGCCAGAGCUUGGGCUGGAUGGGAGGCUCCGAUACGCCUUCCCACGGACCUAACGGCGACAUGGGCUCAAUCAGAGAUCAGCUCUUCUCCGGUACCUAUGGGCUGGGAACCCCCGUUAAGGUUGGACCCUGGUGA